UUUUUUUUUUUUUUUUUUUUUCCCUUGCCCUGCCCGCCCUGAUCCAAGCGGGCAGUGGCAGUGCCGUCCAGUCACGUGCGUGCCUCUCAUCAGUCUCCCGUCCUAUCAUCCACCCAUCCAUCCAUCCAUCGUCGACUUCACGUAUCGUACAGACAGACAAACAUACAGACAGUCCCGACAGACAACCCGACAGACAAACACCUGGGUACUUGUGCAAUGCUACUACAUACACUUACCACCAAUACUAGCUCCCCGCCUUCUCUCUAACUAGCGUGCCGUUGGACUAGUAACUGCCCCUUGGGUUCAACGGCAGCCAUGGCUCCUUCCUCCGUGCUUCCACACCCGCACACACACACCCACACAUCCCUCCAAUUCUCCCUCAACCUCCCAUCAUCUUCUAUGAUCCCACCGCCCCGUCCCUGUGAUCAGCGAGCCGAUCCGACCCAUCCGCCCCUAAGUUAGCGUCUUCUGCAUGCCUUCCAUCAUCCUUCUAGCGGCGAUUGCCCUGGCCACGCUUUAUCUCUGCAACACGUACAGAUGCUUCGCCGCGAACUUGGCCGCCGCCAAGCGCUCCGGCCUGCCAUACAUCCUACUACCAUGGGACAAGUUUAACGUCAUCUGGAUGCUCACUGGGGACUUUUGGUUCCCCUUGCUGCAAAAGCUCCCAGCAACGUGGACGCACCCAUGGCUUCCAUACUUGCAGCCCGAGUGGCUCUACGAGCGCAAGUACGAGCCCUUCAACACCAUGGGAAGCGACGCUAUACUCUUCGUCGCACCAGGUGGGAACCACUGCUACAUUGCCAAUGCUGAGGCAAUCGCGGACAUCACCGCCCGCCGUGCGGAUUUCCAGAAGCCGCUAGAGAGGUACAAGGACGUCAAUCUGUACGGUACCAAUGUCGUCGUGUCGGAGGGCUCGACUUGGCGUCGCCAUCGCAAGAUCACGGCGCCUUCGUUCAGCGAGAAGAACAACCGUGUUGUAUGGGAUGAGUGCUUGCGUCAGGCAAGCGCACUGCUCGUCCAUUGGACAAAUGGUAAUUCCUCAAGCGAGACGGUGAAUGACGUUGAGUCGGAUAUGAUGAGUGUUAGUUUGCACAUCAUUAGCAAGGCAGGCUUCGGUGUGCGCGUCCUAUGGCCACACGAAGAGUCCUCGGGUAAAGAGGGGGAUGCGUACGCGCAGUUCUCCAGCACGAAGCCUUCUCCUGGACAUGCCAUGUCGUACAAAGAAGCCAUGAGUAAGCUUAUGAAGAAUGUUAUAUGGAUUCCCCUACUGCCAAGAUGGCUUCGAGACGUCUUGCCUUUCGAGGGUCCGAGGAUUGCCUCUCAAGCGUACGACGAAUGGGGACAAUACAUGACUGAAUUAUACACGAUGAAAAAGGCGGAGAUACGCGAGGGUAAGAGUACGGAGGGUCUCGACUUACUCGGUGCUGUAAUGAAAGGGGCGGGGCUCAAUCGGGAAACUCUUACCUCAUCCGAGAUGCCAGAGCAGCAAUUGAGUGAAUCGGAAAUACUCGGUAACGCAUUCGUCUUUAUGCUUGCGGGCCACGAGACGACCGCCAACGCAAUGCAUUUCUCAUUGGUGUUCCUUGCCCUCAACGUGACUUGCCAGCGGAGUCUCCAAAGAGAGCUUGCAGCAAUUUUCGGAGACCGGCCAGUGGCCGAAUGGGACUACGAUCAGGACUUUGCGAAAAUGAUGGACGGUAUGACAGCAGCAGUCAUGUAUGAGACUAUGCGCCUCGUACCAUCGGUCACUGGAAUACCAAAAACUACAAUGCGAGGCAGUCCGCAGCCAUUAACGGUGAAUGGCCAAAGCGUAGUUAUCCCGGCCGAGUGCAUCGUUUCUCUCGACGUCCCUGCAACACAUCACAACCCGAGGUAUUGGCCCACAAGGCCAGACGUCUCCGCGCUGCCUGCGGGUGAGGAUCUCGAUGAGUUUAAGCCCGAGAGAUGGCUGAUGGACAAAGCUGCCGGAGACAGGGGAGUACGCCCUCUGUUCAAGCCUGCGAGUGGCGCCUUUCUGCCGUUCAGCGAGGGCCAGCGCUCUUGCAUGGGUCGACGAUUCGCGCAGGUUGAAGUCAUGGCAAUCCUUGCGGCGAUAUUUCACGGUCACAGCGUGGAGCUUGCGGUGGAUGACUUUGCGACAGACGAAGAGGUGGAAAAGAUGCCAAGGGGUGGUCGGCAACGAGAAGAAGUGUGGCGAAAAGCGGCAGACCGAGCAGUCAAGCUUCUAAAGCAUGGCAUGGGAAGCGUCAUCACGCUGCAAAUGCGCAAGGGACACGUCCCACUAAGAGUAGUUAGAAAGGGUGAGGAGCGGUUUGACGGUGCAGGGUAGCGGGUAGCAAUAAAUGUACCUAGGUACAAAAGUCCC
Molecule: messenger RNA, 2365 nt
Organism: Aplosporella prunicola CBS 121167
Lineage: Eukaryota; Fungi; Ascomycota; Dothideomycetes; Botryosphaeriales; Aplosporellaceae
Exons: 3
Coding region: 473-2329 (618 amino acids)
Molecular function (GO): heme binding; oxidoreductase activity, acting on paired donors, with incorporation or reduction of molecular oxygen; iron ion binding
Source: RefSeq, a predicted model, not a curated record